AUGUUUGAAGGAAGUAAUAGUGCCAAUCACUUGUGUGAUUUGAAUGGAUGGAACAAGAGAGAUUUAAGGAUUCAUGCACUUCUUGGUCUAAAGUAUCGUCAAUUGGAAGUGGUAGAACCAGCACGGACUCAAAUCAUUGGAUCACGAUCAACAUUGGAAGGAUCUCGAUUAUUGAUAGUUUGGUUAAUGAUAAAAUUUGAUCAGAUUUGGAAUUUUAUUUUCAAAGAUGUUAAAGAACGUUGGUCAAUGAUGGAAGAACAUCAAAUUAUCAAGGAAUCUUUAAAUAAUAAUAAUACAAUUACAACUGCUCUAUCAUAUAUUAAUUGGAAACAUGAAAAAAACAAACAACAAAGAAUAACAAAUCAAGAUGAUGAUAAUAUUAUAUCAUUUAAAGGAAAGAUGUUUAGAUUGGAAGAUUUUAAAAGAAUAGCAAAACUUGCGACACUCUUUGAGAUUCUACCCGACACGGUUAAAAUCAUCAUUUCUUUUGCUCGUACUUCUCUCACUUCAACACAUGUCCACAUCAUUCAACGUGUUAUCGCUCAAGAUUACUGGCUAGAAAAAAAUGAAUGGUGUUGGUUUCAAGAGUUGUUCACUCUAUAA
Messenger RNA from Cavenderia fasciculata, 603 nucleotides. RefSeq lists its product as uncharacterized. Lineage: Eukaryota; Evosea; Eumycetozoa; Acytosteliales; Cavenderiaceae. The transcript is spliced from 3 exons. Gene Ontology annotation, cellular component: cytoplasm. Bases 1 to 603 code for a protein of 200 amino acids. The record is from RefSeq and is a predicted model, not a curated record.